AUGGCGGCCCUUGAUAAACUAAUCAGGCGUCGAGCCUACGUGAAAGGGCGUAUCACCUCGAUAUCAAAUUGGGCAAGUUCGUUUGAUGCAUCGACGAAUAAGGCUUCCGAAAUUACGGCUAUGUUGAACGCGUUGGAACGCUAUCGCGUAGACUUCGCGCAGCUGCAGGAUCAAAUCGAAGAUUGCGUAGGUAUAUCGCCGGACGAACAAGAAUGGGAGAGAGGGGAACACGAAGACAGUAUCGUACGAAUAGAAGCUCGUCUCCGUGAUUUGCAACUAAGUGUCACGGAGGCCGGUCAGGCCACAAUCGGGAAUGAUACGACCAUGGUAACCUCAAAUUCACGUGCGGCCUCUAUGGAUCUUAGUACAUACGCUACGAUAAAACUACCUGAAAUCAAGAUUACAACAUUCGAUGGAGAAUGGGAAAAUUGGCUCAGCUUUAAGAACGUCUUCACUGAGCUCAUCCAUAAUAACCAGCAGCUAACGGAUGCUCAGCGUUUCUAUUAUUUACAAUCUUAUGUCAUUGCAGGUUCCGCCAAACAGUAUAUAGACUUGCCACUCACAGCGGAAAAUUAUUCAAUCGCUUGGAAACAACUCCGGGAUCAUUUUGACAACGAGUCAAGAAUCGUCAAGAAACACGUCAAGGGACUGUACGAAUUGAAGAAAUGCCAGGAAGACUCGGCACCAUCGCUUCAAACAUUAAUCGACGGCAUAUGGAAGAACUUUCACGCUCUAAAGGCGCUAAGGCAGCCCGUUGAUCAGUGGGAUGCAUUGCUAACGCAUCUCAUCCUGACAAAACUAGACGCAAGGUCGAGAGGCGAGGUAGAAAAGGCAGCGCCUUCCGACAGGCUGCAGACAUUCACGGAAUUGAUGACGGUACUGGCCGACCGCGUCAGAAUUCUCGAAGCCGUGUCGUCUGUGGAACCGAACAAGGCUAAAUCAAAGGUCGAUAAGUCAAGUAAGUCGUUAGUAGCAAUGAAUGCAUUGCCAUGUUCCAUAUGCAAGGGUGAGCAUGCUAUAUUCAGAUGUAAGUCGUUUUUGGAUAUGACUCCUCAAUUGAGGUUAGAAACCGUUCGCAAGCGUUCCCUGUGCUAUAAUUGUCUCACGUCUGCGCAUACCAAACAGGAUUGCAAGGCAGGGAAUUGUCGAAUCUGCCAUAAGCGUCAUCAUACGCUGUUACACUUAAAAACUAGUGCUAGCGUUAAUCAGUCUACUCCACAGGCAUCUAACGUUACUACCUCCUCCACGGAAACUGUUGCGUCGAAUGCUGGUCAGGAAAUUAAAACACAGCCCACAACGGCGUGCAGUCUGCAUGUCAAUUACGAUGUUAAGCCAGGCCCGGUUCUAUUGGCGUCCGCUAUUGUUAAGAUUCACGACAGUUGCGGACGAGAGUACCUAGCGCGGGCCUUAUUAGAUGGUGGUUCGCAGUUUAGCUUCAUGACGGAGCGUUUACGUCAACUCCUGCAAUUAAGGGGAAAACGGGGACGCUUUGAUGUGACGGGUAUCAACUGCACGAGGACAGCAACUAACACCUCCGUGCAUGCAACUAUCAGGUCUCGUCUGUCGAACUUUACAGCUUCCUCCGAGUUUCUGAUCACUGACAAGAUCACGGGUGAUCUACCACAGCAAGAAAUUACGGUCUUGAAGAUAUCUAACCACAUGCAACUGGCGGAUCCUCACUUCAAUGUGCCGAACCGGGUUGAUAUCCUCAUCGGCGCAGAUAUCUUUUGGGAGUUGCUUACUG
Molecule: messenger RNA, 1744 nt
Organism: Vollenhovia emeryi
Lineage: Eukaryota; Metazoa; Arthropoda; Insecta; Hymenoptera; Formicidae
Exons: 1
Source: RefSeq, a predicted model, not a curated record